AUGGAUUUUACUUCUCUCCUUGUCGCCGCUCAACUCGCCGUCGUCGUGGCCUGCUUGCCACAGCCCGGCGAAGCAUCGCGCUUCGCUGGCUCAACUGUCUCUGCGGUCUUCCCACCCCCUGGCGCGACGGGGACGUCUCUGGACGCGUUCUUCCCUGAUGCGUCGCAAGUGGGCCAUGCUGGCCCGACUCCCACGGGAGACGAACCUUGGCUCGUUGAGACUGCCCCAGCUGGGCCGCUCAAACAAGAUAUCAACCCACUCGUCAUAUCCCCACCGUCCAGCACCGAAACUUAUCCCGGCAAUGGCGACUCUACCGCCUUCAACCGGGCCCGCUCCUGGGGCAACCUCAGCCCGUGGUGGUCGCUCGAAGGCAACGACAGCUUCGGCCUUCCUGACGCGUCAGAGAUCGUCCCCGCCGGGUGCGAGCUCACGCAGGUGCACCUGCUCCACCGCCACGGUGCGCGGUACCCGACCGGGGGGUCCGCUCCGUCUCAGUUUGCGGGGCUCGUCAACGCGGCCGCGACGUCGACCGGGUUCAACGCGACUGGUCCGCUCGAGUUCCUGAACACGUGGACGUACAAGCUUGGGGAGGAGAUACUUACGCCGUUUGGUCGGCAGCAGCUGUUCAAUCUGGGGGUCGGGUUCCGGACGAAGUACGGGCACCUCUUGAAGGACUUCACCGAACUUCCGGUGUUUCGUACGACCUCCGAUGCCCGUAUGGUGGACUCUGCACUUAACUUUGCGGCAGGCUUCUUCGGCGUACAGCAGUACGAGUCUUCGUACCACCAGCUCAUUGUGAUCGAGGACGAUGGGUUCUACAACUCACUAGACCCUUGGGACGCCUGCCCAAAUGCCAAUAACGACGACUCCAAUCUCGGCAUCCUGGCUUUCUCAAACUGGACGGCGGUGUAUCUGAACGAAACGGUGCCUCGGCUGCAGCAAUACAUCGAAGGGAUCGAUCUCGACCUCGAGGCCGUUCUUGGCAUGCAGCAGCUCUGUCCGUACGAGACGAUCGCGCUUGGGUACUCUGCCUUCUGUGAAUUGUUCACCGAUGACGAGUGGAGGGGAUAUGAAUACGCCAUAGACCUUGAGGUAUGGUACAGUUUCGGACCCGGCAAUCCUACGUCAGCGGCUCAAGGAUUGGGAUGGAUCCAAGAACUCGUCGCCCGUUUGACUCACACCCCUCUGAACAAUUUCGACAUGACCACGAACAACCAGACCUUAGACAGUAGCAAUAUCACAUUCCCAGUCAAUCAACCGAUCUAUGUGGAUGCUACCCAUGACGUUGUCGUGUCCGUUAUCCUUACAGCCUUGAACUUCACUUCAAUGGCCGCUGCCGGGCCUCCGCCCGUGGAUCACAUUCAAGAGAAUCAGACAUACUUCUCAUCCCACGUGGUUCCCUUCGCCACCAAUCUCGUCGGACAAGUCAUGUCUUGUCCCUCCCGGACUAGCUCCCCAAGCAACGGCUCGGACUCAUUCAUCCGCUUCCUGCUGAACGACGCAGUGGUACCGCUCACGGGCGUCGCUCAUUGCGCUCCCGACAAGGACGGCCUUUGCGCACUCGACGAUUUCGUGAAGGGCAUGGAAGAGCGCAUUGCGGAAAUCGACUUCGAGUACGACUGUUUCGCAAACUACACGGCGCCAUGGCCGGAUCCGAUCAUUGAUGGAAGGAUGAAGCACUAA
This is a messenger RNA of Epithele typhae, 1683 nucleotides long. RefSeq names its product phosphoglycerate mutase-like protein. Bases 1 to 1683 code for a protein of 560 amino acids. Lineage: Eukaryota; Fungi; Basidiomycota; Agaricomycetes; Polyporales; Epitheliaceae. The record is from RefSeq and is a predicted model, not a curated record. The transcript is spliced from 8 exons. Gene Ontology annotation, molecular function: acid phosphatase activity.